AAUUAAACAUCAUAAUGGAAGUUCAAAAAAAACCUCUGAAGAUUUACAUACAAGAUAUUUUUCGCGCGAAAAAUACAAUCGAAAACAAAUACAUUUAUGAACUAUUCGGAAUGAAGUUCAAAAACAUAAUGAUUCAAGGUGUUGUUACGGAUGCUUAUAAUAAAAUGAAUAAAUCAAUUAAUUUAGAAAUAAGUGAUGCAACAGGUUCUGUUAAAGUUUAUUAUGAUUCUACGAAAAAUAAUAGUAACCUUAAUAAUGAUAUUGUAAAAGAUUUGAGUCACGAAUUACCAAAAAUAUAUGCUUACAACAAUGAUAAUUCUACAAUUAUGUCUUCCAUGUUUAACAUGAUGUUGGAAAAAAAAGAAAACGUAUUAAAUUUUGUUGAAGGAGAUUAUGUGUGUAUAGUAGGUGAUAUUUUUGUGGAAGACGUUAGUAAUAAUAGAAUGGUAUCAGCAUUUCACUGUAAUCACACAUCAAUAGAGAGAGAUAUUGUAUGGAUGGAGGAACUGAGAUACAUAUAUGAAAAAUUUUACCUUUGGAACAAAGUAUCCGAAGAAUCCAAGGCUUUACAAAAUACAUGAUAAAAUGUACAAUAAUUUGAAAUAUUCUAUGAAAUAUCUACUACUUCAUGUGUGUGA
Messenger RNA from Papilio machaon (common yellow swallowtail), 638 nucleotides. RefSeq lists its product as uncharacterized. The transcript has a single exon. The record is from RefSeq and is a predicted model, not a curated record. NCBI's taxonomy places the organism in Eukaryota, Metazoa, Arthropoda, Insecta, Lepidoptera, Papilionidae. The coding region runs from base 15 to 581 and encodes 188 amino acids.